Molecule: messenger RNA, 1188 nt
Organism: Penaeus indicus
Lineage: Eukaryota; Metazoa; Arthropoda; Malacostraca; Decapoda; Penaeidae
Exons: 5
Coding region: 211-1188 (325 amino acids)
Molecular function (GO): calcium ion binding
Source: RefSeq, a predicted model, not a curated record
UACCCGAGGGACAGGAGGGUACUUGCUCUCCGACCGACGAAAGGACUAAAGUGCUAAAGUGCUGUGUGGGAGUUUGUGUCACGUGGUGUCUCUUUUCAUACUGUGUGUUUUGUUGGAGAGAUCUCUUUGGAAAGGGUUGGUGUGACUGAUUAACGGUUGGGUAUUGUAUGUGGAUUCGUCUCUCUUGUCUUCGCCCAUAAAGCCGCCGCGAUGGUGCUGAGGGAUAAGAAUCAGCCGAAACUCUGCUUCGACAACCCCCUGUACAACACGGGCGGGGCCGCGAGGCCGAGCAGCGAGCUGAAGCACGACCCGAAAGGGCCCCCGGCGGGCGCCGUGGCGGAGCACCGAGCCGUCUCGGCGCUCAAGAGCAACAGCUCCCUCCGGUCCUGGAACGAUGACCUGCGGCGCGAGUUCUCCGACAGCGGCCCCGGGCACCGCGGGAGCUGCCGCUCGACGAUGACGGUGACUCCGGGCACGCCAGACAGCGACUUCGAGGAGCACAUCAUUGAGAACAUCAGGAACCGCGACUUCUGGUCGAGGCGCUCGCACAACAACCCCCUGGCGCGCAUGCGGGUGUCGGCGCUCAUCGGCAGCGCCCCCACGCGCGCCUCCACGCCCUUCGACUUCCCUGUUGUCACUAAUGCGGAGGCUGAGGCCGCCGUGCCCUCGGAGGCGGAGGAGGAGGAGGUGGAGCCCAUCACGUCGGAGUGGGCGCAGGAGGCCCUCAGAGAGAGGGAGCUCCGGGAGAACAUCACGUGGCUCAGGAACAACCUGACGGAGGUCUCGAAGGCGGACGGAGGCAAGUUCUCCCUGUCGCUCUUCCUGACGACCAUGAAGAACAAGGAACUGCUACGAAGACUUUUCUCGCUGUGGGACGUAUUAGGAGAAGGUGUGCUUUUGCAGGAAGAGUGGGUCGAUCACCUCAAGUGUUCAAGCAGAGAGGCGGGGGCACGAGAGUGGGCGGAGCUUCUCGAAGUCCUAGCUUACGUCGUGUGCGGGGAAGACGGCGAAGUCACUGAGGAUCUCUUUACCACCAUCCUCACGUCCAGGGGGGUGUUGGAGAAACUCUUUCGUCUCAUAAAUAAAGAUGGCGAUGGACUUGUAAGCCGACAAGAAAUUAUGGAUUUUAUCGCCAACCUCACCUACGCUCGAUUUCCAAAAACAACUGCAACACGCAAGCAGACGUGA